GUGGGGGUGACGCAUCCUGCAACUGCAACUUAAAAGAAGCUGCGCAUAUUGCAUAACUAUCGUCAAGCAAACUCACAAGGCCAGCUAAUAAUUUGAGCCAUUUCCGUGUCUUGGUUUUUAGACAUAAGAUUUUGGAUAUAAAGAUCAUAAGAGGUAUAACUAAGAGGAAAUCAUUCCAAGGGCUGAAGUUCUUAGGACAGGGAAAUCUCACCGAUUGUGUUGUAUUUAUUGCGCAGUUUAUCCAACUACUCGCCCAACCCUUUUAUGACCUCCCUCAUCUUCGCACUAUUGCCCUCCGACUACUAUCAAUAUGGAUUUUAACUGGUCAACGCCCUUCCCGGAAGGUGUCAUAUCCUUCCUCGACACCGAUUUAUACAAAUUGACAAUGCAAUGCGCCGUCUUCAAAUAUUACACUGACGUGCCUGUCACAUAUGCAUUUACCAACCGUACUCCGGAGAAGAAGUUGUCGCGCAAAGCCUUUUCGUGGCUUUGCGAACAGAUUAGCAAGCUUGGCAAUAUCUCACUUUCCGAUGACGAACUCCAUUUCUUGCAAACGCAUUGCAAAUAUCUUUCGGCCUCAUACCUAGACUUUUUGAAGGAAUUCCGGCUCAAGCCCCGCGAACAACUAAUCCCGACUUUCCACCCCGCGGGGGCGGACACGGGGGCGGAAGACGUACUAGGUGACAUCCACAUUGAGAUUAAGGGCAAGUGGGUUGACACUAUACUAUAUGAGAUCCCACUUCUUGCUCUGACGUCUGAGGCGUACUUCAAGUUCAUGGACACAGACUGGAAUUACGAUGGCCAAGAGGAGAAGGCGUAUGACAAGGGUAUGCGCCUCCUCGAAGCAGGAUGCAUCCUCUCCGAAUUCGGAACCCGUAGACGGAGAGAUUAUCACACUCAAGCAUUGGUCUUCAGAGGUCUCGUGAAAGCUAGCAAAGAGGCACAGAAGCGCGGUUUCCCGGGCAAGCUCUCGGGAACUAGUAACGUCCACCUAGCUAUGCGAUUCAACCUACCGCCUAUCGGAACUGUUGCGCACGAGUGGUUUAUGGGCAUCGCAGCUAUCACGAAUGAUUACGAAAUAGCAACCGAAGAGGCGCUACGCCGAUGGGUUGGCUGCUUUGGCGAGGGCGUAUUGGGAAUCGCAUUGACAGACACAUUUGGUACUCCGGAAUUUUUAAAGGCUUUUAGUAAGCCCGUUAGAUAUCUUCCGGAUACUCCGAAUAUUACGGUCCAGGGUGAAGGUACCCAAUCUGCAACCUCACCCCGGAGCUAUGCCGAUAUAUACGGUGGAGUACGACAGGAUUCUGGCAACCCUGCGGAUUUCGUCAAGCUGAUGCGUAAUUUCUACGAGAGUCAGGGCAUCAAGGAUAAGAAGACAAUCGUGUUUUCUGACUCGUUGGAUAUCGAUAAGUGUAUCGAGUACAAGCGGAUAUCCGAAGAAUAUGGAUUCCAGCCAACAUUUGGUGUCGGCACGUUUUUGACAAACGACUUCGUUCAUCUCAGCACGGGAAAGAAAUCAGCACCUCUAAAUAUUGUUAUAAAGCUGAGUUCCGCUGCUGGAAACCCGGCGAUUAAGAUCAGUGACAAUAUUGGGAAGAACACGGGCGAUUCAGCUAAGGUGGCGGAAGUUAAGCAGUUGCUGGGUUACGUGGAGAAGGAUUGGGCGGGCGGGGACGAAACGUCAAGAUGGGGGAAGGCUGAUGACAUCACAAAGCCAUGAAGAGGCUGACUUGAGCGUUAUGUGCGGUUUCCUUCCGCGAGCGAGUCAGUCGAUAUCUAAACGGCUGCUUGUUAGACUAUUCGAAAAUCCGACCUCGCCACCCCCCAGAGUCGUGCCUGAAUCGCGCCCCUAUUGGCUAGCCGUGGCAUCUAAUGGUAGACUCCUGAGGAGGUGGAUUAAACCCUUAGGUUAAGGCAUUUCUAAAUGUUUACCAUGUAGGUGAACUAGUGACCACCAAGAUGAUUCAAUAGAGAUACGCACC
Daldinia decipiens is the source of this 1982-nucleotide messenger RNA. Its product is annotated as nicotinate phosphoribosyltransferase. Gene Ontology annotation, biological process: NAD+ biosynthetic process. The transcript has 2 exons. The record is from RefSeq and is a predicted model, not a curated record. Gene Ontology annotation, molecular function: nicotinate phosphoribosyltransferase activity. Lineage: Eukaryota; Fungi; Ascomycota; Sordariomycetes; Xylariales; Hypoxylaceae. Bases 311 to 1720 code for a protein of 469 amino acids.